AUGCCGCCGAAAGUGAGCAAUGGGACAGGAGUCGGUGGGAAACCACGCAGAGACGUGUUGGCUUCGGUCAGAAUGGCCUCCAUGGACGAAGUCUCCAGGGCUGCUCUCCCAGCUGAGAUUAUGUCCUCAGUCCUAGACUAUCUUUCCCCGGUCGACUUGAUUCGAGUAGCACGAUCGUCAAAACUUUUGCGCGAGAUCGCUUACGAUGACACAAGAUGGGUGCAGUGGCUGAAACGCAUGGGCUGCUGGAAUGAACUGGAUGCUAGGAAACACGUUGAAGAAACAUUUGGGACCAUUGCGGAUGUUGAGAGCGUCAGGCAAAAAGAAGCUGCCGAGCAAUCUCAGCGAUCAUCGCUCGUGAGCGCAGGCACAGAAAAUAAACCUCAAAUAAGUCUCAAAUCACUGUCCGAUGGUUUUGAUCAAAUAACGCUAUCUACACCUGCUACCACUGGAAAUGCGAACGAACUAGGAGACGAUCCAGUCUUGGGGGCAUUACAGCAGGUUAAAUCAGUGCGCGGAGAAGCUCGCAAUGAGUAUGGCAAGAUUCAUGCUGCUCUUGCGCCUUUUUACAACGAUAUUGCUGUUUCAGGAGCUUCUCCAGACAGUCUGUUGUUUAAGAAAUAUACCGAUCCACAGCACCAAGCUCAGAUUCUAUUUCAAUUGCAAGCUUUCGCCAAAUGUGACUUGACGGAGGGCUGGUGUGAGAGACUGUCACACCUGCAGGAAGCUAUCUCACUGUUCGAAACGGCCGCUAUCAAGGAAUUCAGACACGGUUACGAAACCGAAGACAUCGACAAUAGAAUGCGGCAAUAUGCCCACGUUCUCUACACGUUGAACGGCGGUGCUGCAGCUGUCGAGCUCUUCAUUCACCAUAACCAUCUUGUUACACGAAGGUCAGAUUACGGUAGGCCAGGGGACUGCAUUGAUACAUCAUCUCAACGCGUGAAGCUUGACCAGACGCAGGCAUUUUUUACCCGUCUGAGUGUUGCUUACAAUGAAGAAGUCGCAAUCAUCAAUCGCGUCUUUCCCCCGUCGUUAAAGGUUGCAUUGCCGUUCAUUGCGAAAGUCGGCCAAGAUGUGCUGUACCCAUUUCUGACCGCAAUCUUUGAUGAAUUGCACCGCAUCAACAUAGAAUCUUACUUGACUGCCGUUUCGAGUACAUUCGCCCAAUGCAUGAAUCUCUCUGAUACCCUGUUACCAAUUCAAAGUUCGGCUGUUAAUUUCGAAGAGUUUUUGGAGCAUGUCAUUGCUAAGGUAUAUGAGCCGCAUAUGGACUUAUACCUUGCGGAGGAAUUAGAUUAUUUCCGGAAAUGCUCCGAGGCCGCAGUGGAUGAAUGGGAUAGGCAGCUUUCUGAACAGGCUGCUUCGACAGAGUCAUUUCUAAUGUCAAAUAUAAAUAGACAGGCCGAUAAGAAGGACUUCCUGACUUCCUUCAAGAAAGUCAUCAUGGCCCCUGUCAAUCUCCUUCCUAGCUUUUCAGGGACCAAAGCAAACGAUUCAAGGUCUGACGAGGAGUCUUCUACUAGCGAUACCUCGGCUUUGAAGUCCCAGAACCGAUUUUCAACCAUCUCCAUGCCUGCCACUCCUGUAACCGAAGCCCCUACCACGGAACUAGCAGCCAAGGCAGCUAUCAUGAAAUCGAAAAUGGAAGGUAUCCGUUCCCUUUUCAGCAUCGAAGUCGCCUUGGGCCUCGUUCAUGCUGCAAAGUCGGGUCUGGAGAGAGCUGCUCAAUUUGUUCAGAUUGGAGGGGACACAGGUGCCCUUACAAAGCAGCAAUGCGAGGCGAUAUUUGUUGCCCUGGUACGCAUUUUAGGGCAUCGUCAUCUUAUCGUCGGCUUUGACAAAGCAGUCGACCAUCUAUCUAACUACCGACCUCGCGAACAAGGAGACCGCGAUCAGUCGGGUGUUGAACCCUUAGUCACCUUCUUGGAGCUGGUGAAUGUUGGUGAUCUCAUUCUCCAGAUGGUCGAUGUCUUUUAUGAGCAAGAACUUAUUGGCAAAAAGCUGACUGAUCGUAAUGAUUUUGUUGACCCCGCAGUGAAAGAGAAGAAGAAGUUUGAGCAGAAUCUCGAUGAACGAGUUGCUGCAGGACUCAAUAAAGGAAUUGAUGUUCUCAUGGAAGAAGUAGACUACAUUCUGGCAACACGACAAUUAGCGACAGACUUCAACCCGAAUGUGUCCACAGACCCGUACCGGCAGACUAUGGAUGUAAGCGUGUCUGAAGCGGCAGUUGCCGUUGUUGACGUGGUUUCCUCGCAUACCCAAAUGCUCGUUGGGAGUACCGACAAGAGCACACUUGACGUUUUUAACCAAGAGGUGGGGUUGCGUCUUUUUACUGCCCUAUGCAAGCACUUGAAACGUCAAAGAAUCAGCGUUGAGGGUUCCUUAAAACUCAUCAGCGAUAUGAACCACUACUUCAAAUUUAUCCAGAGAUUCAAGAACAAUGAGCUUCUUGUCUAUUUCAAAGCUUUUCGCGAACUCUCUCAGAUCUAUCUAAUCGACCCUUCGGACGCUAAGGAGCUCGCUACUAUCAUUGCGGACUCGGACCGGUUUCAGGGAAUCUGGACGGUUGAAGAUGUGUGCGAGUUCGCCGAACGACGAGCAGAUUGGUAUCAGGUGAAACGAGACGUGGAACGAGCCAUGUAUGGGAUUGGGUGCAAUAUUAUGUGA
This is a messenger RNA of Aspergillus bombycis, 2670 nucleotides long. RefSeq names its product exocyst complex component Sec10 family protein. The coding region runs from base 1 to 2670 and encodes 889 amino acids. The transcript has 3 exons. Gene Ontology annotation, molecular function: protein binding. The record is from RefSeq and is a predicted model, not a curated record. Lineage: Eukaryota; Fungi; Ascomycota; Eurotiomycetes; Eurotiales; Aspergillaceae. Gene Ontology annotation, biological process: exocytosis; Golgi to plasma membrane transport. Gene Ontology annotation, cellular component: exocyst; cytoplasm.